AUGCAGUGCAUAGGGGAUAUCAGUGAUGAGGUCUGGCAGGACUGCAUCAGUCUUUUCCUACAGACUGAGAUGUGCUGUGAUGCAGCAAUUAUCACCAAUUCUCCACCCUGGUUAUUGGCUUCUUAUCCUGAAGGGAACUUUUCCCAAAUGACCCGUGAAGAAAUUGAGACCUUACUCACAAAGGAGGAUAGAGAGAAGUUGUUUCUUCAGGGAAUCAUCCUUGCGGGGACCAAAUGCUUACUGAUCCGAGAUAAUCUGUAUACCGAAGGAAACAAUACCAUGGACCUGCGCACCAAAGGCCAGAGUCGAGGUAGCCAGGCAGUGACGGUAGUUCAGAUUGAGUCUGUAUACCUUGUGGUGAUGGGACAAAAAGGAACAGAAGGAGGUCCUCUCAAUCUCAAAGCUUUUGAGAUGGCAGGUUACAUCAGAGAGGCCAUUUUUCAACACAUGGCCCAUUUCUAA
Marmota flaviventris (yellow-bellied marmot) is the source of this 462-nucleotide messenger RNA. RefSeq names its product profilin-2-like. The record is from RefSeq and is a predicted model, not a curated record. Gene Ontology annotation, cellular component: cytoplasm. Gene Ontology annotation, molecular function: actin binding. NCBI's taxonomy places the organism in Eukaryota, Metazoa, Chordata, Mammalia, Rodentia, Sciuridae. Gene Ontology annotation, biological process: positive regulation of actin filament bundle assembly; regulation of actin filament polymerization; actin cytoskeleton organization.